This is a messenger RNA of Triplophysa rosa, 2543 nucleotides long. Its product is annotated as leucine-rich repeat flightless-interacting protein 2-like. Gene Ontology annotation, molecular function: RNA polymerase II cis-regulatory region sequence-specific DNA binding; DNA-binding transcription factor activity, RNA polymerase II-specific. Bases 1402 to 1707 code for a protein of 101 amino acids. The record is from RefSeq and is a predicted model, not a curated record. The transcript is spliced from 5 exons. Gene Ontology annotation, biological process: regulation of transcription by RNA polymerase II. NCBI's taxonomy places the organism in Eukaryota, Metazoa, Chordata, Actinopteri, Cypriniformes, Nemacheilidae.
ACGAUGAGCUGACUAGGCUGUCUAAUAGGCGGAAAUUAGCCGAAUCUGCUCGCAAAUUUACCUUCGUGGCUCACGGGCUUCCUUCUGCACCGAAGCAUUACAGCUAUCGAUUUUUAACAAAACAGACCUACUCAAAUGUAUCUAACCUAACUAUUUUCACUCGUUAUUGUCUAAAAAACUUUCAAUCAGGAGACGUAAUGCCGAGAAGCUCCCGUGGAGUGAAGAAGAGGUGGAGUUACGAGACUUCUCAGACAGUUGAAGUGUCCAAUGGAGUUAAGAGAUUUGCUCUCAAGCUAUUUUCAACACUUUAGAUUGGUUAAUAAUUUGUAAAAAAUAACAGACCCACAUGGGGACUGACCAAUAACAUCAAUUUGUGAAAAAAUAUGAAUUUGACCAAAUUUGGACAGGAGGUUUCCGCCCGACAGCGACGAAAUGUUAUAUUAAAUGCCUAAUGUUUAAUAUUAAUAUCUAAUAAAAUAUAAUUUUAUUUUAAAUAUUUUUAUUGACAAAUAUUUGAAUACCUAGUCAUAGUUACCAGCUGUCUGAAUACAUUUUAUUAAAUUGUGAUGGAGGUCCUUUGCAAUGUAACCAUUUAUUUCAAUCACUUAAAAUGUCUUAUAUUUUUCAUAAAUGACAGUAGUUUUACUGUAUCGUUAUUUAUAAAACGGUCAGUUCUGGUCCUUGAUUCUGAUUGGCUGAGCGGAGUUCUAAGCCCUUAUAAAAUACCUCAGUAACCCACUGCUUCUUGGGGCUUAUUGCUUUAAUAUACCACCAACCUUUUUUUUCAAGAAUACCACAGAUUUUUUUCUUUUUACACAUGAAAUACAUAGCAAAUGCAAACUGCAUGUAGAAAUACACAUUUAUUGGUUCUUCGAGCUGAACACUAAGUUACACACCCGCAUGAGGUAAAGGCCUCUGAAACUGACCACAUGAAGUUUCUGCAUGUAUAUCCACCCUCGUCCUUCACAUCCCAGCAUAGGAUGGCCUCACAUUUGCAUGCCUUGACUCCUCCCCUCCAUGCCUCUGGCCCCUCCCAUCCCGGUAUGUGAAAAUCCUUUACUGUCUAACCUUGGAACAUGUUUCAAUUAACCAGCAUAAAAAUGUGAAUUACCAUUGCAGAUGACAUUUUAUAUCGGUUUAAAUAAAAUGUUAGAAAAGUGAGCCAUUGUGCAUGUACUGUCAUAUUUGUGCGAUAUUGAUGAUUAACCAAUUGACAUCUGGAACUGCAUUUCAGAAAUUCGAUUACGAAAACUGGUUGAUGAGAGGGAGAACUUGAUAGAGCAGGUGUGUUUUUGACAGGUUAAGCGAUUGAAAGAUCAACUCGAGAAGAAGAAACCAAAGAAUGGUGAAGACUCGUCCAGUCCAGAUGGAGAUGUGCAGGAAAAUGGUGCCGACUCCAACAUGGAUUUACAGAGGGAUGCCGGCAGGCAAAUCAAUGACCUCAAAUUUAAGAUUGUCAAAUCAGAGCAAGAAAUCACGGCUCUGGAACAAAAUGUCACAAGACUUGAGGGUCAGGUCUCCCGGUACAAAUCUGGAUGUGAAAAUGCAGAAAAGGUGGAAGAUGAACUCAAAGCUGAGAAACGCAAACUCCAGCGAGAGCUACGGUCUGCACUCGACAAGAUUGAAGAGUUGGAGGCCAGUAACAGCCACCUUUCCAAAAGAAUGGAGAAGAUAAAAGCUGUUCGGGGAACAGCAACAACACCCUAGAUGUUUCAGAUCUGCUCCAUGAUCUGUUCAUGGUCUGUUUCCCAGCUGACAGCCUCAAAAAGAGCUCACUGUUUAACCUCACUCAUCAUCUUGCAUUUCACAAAGUUAUUAAGACUAUAAACAAAUGCAGAGAGAAUCCCGAUAUAUCCCUCAACUGUGCCAAUCUUCCAAAUGUAGAGGUUGCGAACCCAGGCAAGACUUUCUGAAUGUUACAGAGGAAUUCUGAACGUGCCUCAUUAAAAAGCACAAACUGUAGUUCUAAACAAUCAUUAUAGAAUAGUAAUUGUCUUGUUGUAAUGUUGCUUUGACAUGACUGAAUUUAUGUAUGCUUAAUGCGGAAGACUGACAAAAAAUGUUUUAAGAAGAAUCUAAGAGUUUGUAAUUGUUAAACCCUGCAGAUCACAAAAUGUUGUCCAGCACUAUGAUGAUUUCCAAAGGAAAUUAAGGAAUAGAGCAUUGUUGCUUUGCAAAGACAAGCCAGAGGAGUAUGUGUGAGUGUGAAAUACUUUGAAUUCACUUCAAUAAAUGUUUGAAUAACACUGGCUUUAUUACAGAGAUCUAGUAAACUAAAGUUCUUGGAAUGAUACUAAUGUCCCACAGCUAACUUCUGCUGUCUGUGUUGUGGAAAAAUAUCAGUCUUGUAGUUCAAAAAAUCUCUCAGACAAAGAAGGUCCGGGUGUCAAGGGGUUAACUUUAUUUGCUCGAGUCAAACAAAGUGAGAUGUUCCAAGUCAUCUAAAAACCAAGUGUUUUCAGUCUACAGUUAUAGUAAAAUGUCUGAAAGGUGGUCCUUUCUAAAACCAAUCAGGUAGAUUCCCGUUAUCUCUUAUUUUUAUU